AUGGCUCCUCCGUCGCACGCGGCUGCCGCUGCUCUUCGGGCUCUCCAGUGCUCCGGACCGGGAGCUGUUGAUGUCGCCACCGACACUUCGGGUCGUCGUCCGGCGCGCCAGGCUCGUUCGGCGGGUGCCCCCGCCCCUAUCGCCGCUGCUGCUGUGCCUCCAGCCCCGGCCGCGCCUGCAGGUGACCCUACGCUCAUUCCUACCGCCUCCGGGACCUCGGUCGACCCUCCACCGGCUCCUCCAAGUAGUCCUGAGUCUGCUGCUGGGGCGACUGAGACUCCCUCGCCGGCAGUUCCCAGUGAAGAGGCUCCCGACUCGCCGCCGACACCGCCGCCAAGCGCCAGCGCUCCACCGUCGCCAACUCCCGCGCCUUCUGUCACGUUGGCAACUCGCGGGGCGUCGGUGGGGGGCGAGGCAGCUGUAGGGGGUCGCGCCGGAGCUGGUGCUGGCCCGGCCGAGGUUCCUCCGACAGCGGUCGUCUUGGGCGAGCAGCAGAUGCUGGAACUCGCUCGUCUCGUCGUGGGUGUUGCCCAUUCACCUCCAGCUCGAGUCAACGCUGCUCUCGACCGCAGCCUGCAAGCUGCCACUAACGUCGGUGAGGUGCUGGCUGCUGCCGUUGCUCCUCCGCGUCUCCCUCUUGCGGAGGUUGAUGAACUGGUGGCCCUCCGUCGCGAGAACGACAGGCUACAGGCAGAGCUCUCCGACGCCAAAGAUAAACUCGCUGAAGAGAUGGACCUGCGGACCAAGUCGGACUACUUCCUCGUCUCGGCCAACUCUGAGUGCGACCAAGCUCUGGACCUCGUCCAGGACAUGCGCUCGUUGGAGAAGCGGACGCUCGUUGCUGAGGCCGAUUCGGCCGCUGCUGUACGUCGGAACACCCAGCUCCACGAGCGUAUAAGUGCAAGCCUCGUUACCUACAACACUCAGUUGGAGAGGCUUCGGAAGCAGUUGGCCGACCGUGACCGAGCAAACGUCAUCCCCGCACGCAUUCACGCGUUGACGGACGAGAACAACAGCCUACGGCGAGCGAAUUCUAUCCUUCGUCGGCACUCGGCAGCACACGGACUCGACGUCGACACCUUGGUCCUGGCUUCAGCCGGCAUCUCCGCUGCAGAGAUUGAUUGGAAUCUUCUCGGGCUAUCCCCACCGACAGUCACUGUCGAGAGUCCACGCCAUGACGAAUCCUCGUCAGAGGAGGGAGAGGAGUCCAAGACGACCGACGUGCCGAUGGCUGAGUCCACCGAGGCUACGUCCACUCCCGCUGCUUCGGUGGGCGCUUCUGCUGGCUCCCCGGUCUCCACUGAGUCGUCAUCGCGCAAGCGGGGUCGGCAAACCGAGUUUGCUUCCGUCGGGAAUACGGCACCCCAGCCUCCUCCUCACAAACGCUUCGGCAGACCGUCAGUCGACCCGAGGGCCAGGGCUGCAGCGGCCGCCGCGCCAUCUAGUCCUCGUUCAGCAUCAGGAGAGAUUUCCCCGCCUCCUCGGUCGAUGGUGCGUCCUCCAACGACGGCUCGCUCAAGCUGGUUGGAGUCUCAGCCUCUCCCGUACGAACACUCAGACGUCCCCUUGUAUCCUCGGCUGGCCAGUCGCGCCUCGCCUCCCUCGCCAGCCCCAGCCCAGCAGCAGGAAUCGUCUGACGUGGAGUUUGGAGGGGAUAUGAGUCCUAGCGACACUUCACAAGAUGACCUUGAGCCCGGCGAGAUUCCGGAGGUGUCGGCCAGCGCUCAGGGUGUUCAAGGUUCUGCUACCGAGCCUUCCGGUACUGUCAUCGAGGUUCCAUCCGAGGUUUCGCCUUCGGCGGCGACUUCCAUUCCUUCGCCAGUCUCGUCUGGUACAGCCGGCGUUGGCCGUGCCCCUCGAGAAUCGGCUGCUGGGGUCACCGAGGGUUCUGGCGGCCCGCCAGGCCGUUCACCUAGCGGUGAGUCGCCUCAUGAGUCCGAGACUUCCGAGAACCGCGCAGCGUUGUUCCUGGAGAUGUUCGGCCCCGACGAAAGAGAGGAAACCUCGGUGGCGCAACCUGUCGCUCCUUCGGAGGCUCCUUCUCCUCUGGCUGCCGCGACCGGGGUUCCUGUAGCUUCACGAGCGGCCACCGUGCCACUCCCGAGUCGACUCCACACUCGGUCGGCCUCUGCUCACGCUCAGGCGAUGGUAACAGCAACGGUGACAGCUUCACCGAGGGAUGGACCUGCGUCGAUUGCCCCAGCCGUGGUUGACGCUUCCGACGUAGCUCGUGGAUCGCGUAAGCUCAGUGGGCUUGCUACCCUGUUCUUGAGGCCGGGUUUCACGGUACCCGGGGCGUCGGAAUGCUGGCAUCUCAUCCAAAACGCCAGUGUUCCCCUCGUCUUCGAGGACGACUUGGUCGCCCCCAGUUCAGUGGAUGGAAUCGUGGAGUUUGGCUUGUGGACGGAUCCUGCUCACCCCUUCCAAGUGUUGCGCCAGCUUUUCCCAGACGAGCCUUGUUUGAUCGAUACGACGGGUUUUCCAUCCUCGGUGGCUAUAUCCCGUCGUGCAACUGGUCAGGCUCUUCUCGUUCGCCUAUGGCGGCAGUUCCAGGGGGGUAAAGCUGUCAAGGCGUAUAUCGACAACCUCGCCAGCAUCCUCGGUCAGCGCAACGUGCAAGUCCUAGCGCUUCGACAAGCGUGGUCCAAGUACCACCGAGAGCGCAGUUAUCGUGCAGAUCGCUUGCGAGACCAGAUGCUCCACAAGGUGUGGAAUGGGACCAUUACGUACGACGGACAACCUCCACAGCACCGCACCGAGGUUUUGCUGGAGCCGUCGUACCUGCAAUACUCGUUCGAGGUGAUGGAGUGGGUCCCCACUACCGACGACUGGGCCUCCGAGGUGGCGGACGUGGAUGCCCACGAGCCGUGGCGUAACUGUUGGUUCCAAGCGCCGGCAGACCACCCCUACAACACGGCUUUCGCCCCUUGCAACGACGUCCCGUUGUUUGUCCCCAACGGAUCGACUCGGGAAACCGUGGCGUCGUCGGUCGUGGUUGAAUCUUCUCUGCGGACUUCGAUGGUGGUCGCUCCAUGGGUGGCCGAGUUCGCAAACGCUCGUCGUUCUCGCUCUCCAAGCCCCGAUGAGGAGACGAAGGAAUCGGGUGUAGCUUCUUCCGCCGCCGGGUCAAGUCUGGGCGUGUUGGCUCAGGCUGUGAUGGAGAUUUAG
Molecule: messenger RNA, 3168 nt
Organism: Phytophthora sojae
Lineage: Eukaryota; Oomycota; Peronosporomycetes; Peronosporales; Peronosporaceae
Exons: 4
Coding region: 1-3168 (1055 amino acids)
Source: RefSeq, a predicted model, not a curated record